Acromyrmex echinatior (Panamanian leafcutter ant) is the source of this 1171-nucleotide messenger RNA. Its product is annotated as RNA-directed DNA polymerase from mobile element jockey. NCBI's taxonomy places the organism in Eukaryota, Metazoa, Arthropoda, Insecta, Hymenoptera, Formicidae. The record is from RefSeq and is a predicted model, not a curated record.
UAACCUCUCUGAAAAUAGAUAUAGUCCGACUGAUCGCGCGUCUUUUAUUGUCCAUGUACAAGUGAACAGUGAUUGCAUAACCGAGAGCGUGUUUGAAGUUUUAAUGAAGAGAUAAGUUGCUAAGGUAGUGCACUCGGGCAUAGUAUCUAUGAAAAAGAUCUCACGUGGCAAAAUUUCAAUUGAAAUGCGCACUUAUAAAAUAGUUAAUAACCUUGUGACUAAUCCUGAUCUCAUCAAGGCAGGAUAUUCAAUUUUUAUUCCUACCUUUAAGAUAAUGCGCUCAGGUAUAGGGCGUUCCGACUUCUGUAAUCAGUACGGAUCAGGAACUCAAAUUAAAUCUUAAAUCUUCUUGUCCUAUAACCGAAAUUAAAAGACUUAACAGGUGUGUUGUUAAGGAAAGUUGUUAAGGAUGUCGAAUACACCCCUUCCACUUUAGUUAAUCUUAAGUUUGCUGGGCAGAUCCUCCCCAGGAUUGGCACAUCCGAAAGUUUUGUAAGAGUCGACCGAGAUGCAAGUUGUGUGGCAAGGAUGUUCAUAAAGAAGACGAGACAUGUGAGAGGCAAAACCUCCCCUCCAAAUGUAUUAACUGCUUUGGAGACCAUAUCACCACGUCGACAAACUGCCCUCUCUUCAUCAAGCAGAAAAAAGUAUAAGACGAUCGCAGCCACCGAAAAUAUCUCUCUUGCGGAUGCCAGGAAUAGGCUAUCGUCUACUGACUCUCGAUCUACUUUUCGAUCCAGUACUGACUUAGAAAAUGCAGACAUCUCUAGACAGUCGUACGCCAAAGUCUCUGCCAAGAGUUCAACCUCUCGUACCUCACCCGAACAUCCUCGGUCUCAGUGUCAGGGAGCGGGUAUUUCCCGUCCACAAUCCCCUCCCCCAUCUUCGUUGCGAAGCAAUGAUAAACUCAAGCAGGAUCUCUCCAAUGUCCGUGGCACUCCCUCUCGCAAUACUAAUAAUACUAAUUACUCUACGUCGUUGGAAGAAGCCAGGAGGGAAUAUUUGAUAUCUCCAAACGGCAGAUCUCCCAAUAUAUCGGGAGACGCCAAAAAAUGUGCGAGAGCGCACCGCGCGGAAAAAUUCGAGUGAGAGUUCGGCGCACGGCUGGUAUGAUGCACGACAGUAAAAUCAACUCAGUUUCUUUGUAAUUUAACAAAAGAAUUUCUUUAAU